AUGGCGCUCGCGGGUGGAUUCAACAUGGACCUCGGCACGCUCCUGAAGCGGCACCAGCCCGAGGGCGCGGCCGCGGGCGGGGAAGGCAGGGCAGCCGAGGACGCGGACGACUGCCUGGCUGCAGUAGAAGGAGCGCUCAAAGCGCGAGACAUCCAAUCAGUCCUCAACAUCUUGCUCAAGAUGGCUUGCCAGCACGCGCAGCUUCUCAGGGACAUGGCGGCAUCGGAGUGGAUCAGCGUCGCGACGCCGACGGAGACGGACAUCGUGAAGGUGGGAAAGGACACGGGCAGGCAGUACGCGCAGGUGGCAGCGAUACAGGCGGCAACGACAGACCUGGGCCCUCCUCAUUUGUACAUCGCGCGCGGCGCGUUCAGAUCCCUCUCGGAGUCAGCGGAGAUCCAGCAGAAAGAGGCAGCAUCGCACCAGUUGGUGCACACCUUCUACACCAAGUACGUAUCAGGAGCGAACGCGAUGGAACUUGGCUUGAUGAUCAGACACUUCCGACUGCGCAAGUGCAACAACGAGGAGUACACGCGGAUCCAGUUCGCGAUCUCGGACGGCCUGGCCAUUCCCAAGGUGGGCACUGGGAAGGGGGUGUCGAUGAGCAAGUUGGAGAUCGAGCAGGCGGUGGUGAACUUCCUAGUUGCGGUGGGCGGUCGCAUGAAGCUCGGAGCAGCCCCUCAGGGGCACCUGGAACAGCUGGCACAGAAGCUUCUCGACAAGGGCAAGAAGACCGACAAGGGCGACAAGAAACGUUAG
Molecule: messenger RNA, 759 nt
Organism: Prorocentrum cordatum
Lineage: Eukaryota; Dinophyceae; Prorocentrales; Prorocentraceae
Source: the annotation of a GenBank genome assembly